CUGGCAGAUAAAAUGUCCCUAAGGAGCCCAGACGAGAUUUGGUGUUAGACAUGAUUUAAUUCAAACUUCCUCUUUACCUGGCAAACUGUCUGCUGCAAUGACCAGAGACAGUUUGUGGAGAAGCAGAACCUUCUCUUUGGAUGUCCUCACAACACACACACCACAGCCUCCGACCGCUUCAUCUCCUCCACCAGAGCGAGAGGAUCAGAGAGAGGGAGAGUACAAGUGACGGGAGAACAACAGCAGCAUCACUGACAAGCAUCUCCCUCACUGGGGGAGAGAGGGAGAAAGAGAGAGAGGUAGGGAGAGAAGAAGUGAGGAGAAAAGAGGAGAGAGGGAGAGAGAGCAAAGCAGUGAGAGAAAUAAGUUUUUAGUUGGACGGAGGACAAGCGAGGGAGAGUUUGGAGUGAGAGAGCGUGGUGGGUGGCAGUGGGGGGAUUGGGAGCCUCAUUUUCCCUUGUCUUUUAUCGGCUGUGAGCGCCGCCUGCCUCUUCUCUUCUCCUUCUCCCCUCCUCCUCCUCUUCUUCCUCCUCUUCUCAUCCCGACUCUCCCCUCCCAGCUCCCGCCGUGGGGUCUCAGCUCUCCGUCUCCCUCCCCCCCUCCCUCGCUCCCUACCUCCCUCGGGCCCUGCUGGGAGCCUCCGAGCUGCUGCGCCGCAGGAGGAUGUCUCGCAGGGAGUCUCCGCCGCCACCCUCGCCACCUCCACCUCCGCAGCUGCUGGGAGUGCGGAGGGGAGAGGUGGAGUGCGAAGAUCGUCCGGAGCGUGCCGAGCCAUUGUCGGACGCCGAGAGGGAGAUCAUCCAGGACACGUGGGGGCACGUCUACAAGAACUGUGAGGACGUGGGGGUGUCUGUGCUCAUAAGAUUCUUCGUCAACUUCCCAUCAGCCAAACAGUACUUCAGCCAGUUCCAGGAAAUGGAGGAUCCCGAGGAGAUGGAGCGAAGCAGCCAACUUCGACACCAUGCCCGCAGGGUGAUGAACGCUAUCAAUACUGUGGUGGAGAACCUCCAUGACCCAGAGAAGGUAUCGUCAGUGCUGGCCCUGGUGGGAAAGGCCCAUGCUAUCAAACACAAGGUGGAACCCAUGUACUUCAAGAUCCUGAGUGGCGUGAUGCUGGAGGUGUUGUCUGAAGAUUUCCCAGAAUUCUUCACGGCAGAGGUGCAGAUGGUGUGGACCAAACUGAUGGGAGCGGUGUACUGGCAUGUGACAGGGGCCUACACAGAGGUGGGCUGGCUCCAGGUCUCCAGCUCGGCGGUGUGAAGAGUUUGGAAGAAGAGGGGGUAAAGGAGUUUCAUUUGCAAGGAGUUCUGUGAGGAUGGUUUCACAGACAUGGAUAAGAUUAACGUGGUAAUCCGCGCAACUCUGUACUUUAUUUUGGUGACAUUUUGGUGCUAAGCCUUCAUUGCUGUGGUGUUUCUACAUCGCACCUCCAAGACUCACUUGGACACCAAACAGUGUAGCCAGACAACAUUUUACUUUUCCUAAUGAAGUUUUAGCUAAUGUAAGUGGUGCUUUGGUCUGUGUGUUUAGCCACGGAGGCUAUCACUGCUAAUGCUAACUAUCCAGUUCCUCUAUUGUUUAUUCCAAACAAACUGCUGUUGCUGCCAAAAGCAUACAACACAUCACUUCCUGUGUGGCAUGGGAUCUUCCCCAUUAAUGAGCUACCAAGUGCUUAGACAAGCAAAUCCAAAAGCUUUUAAUUACUGUUCUGUUACAUUCAUUGACAAUUGACCCUUCGCUAAGCCCUGUCCCCUUUAGUUACUUUUGCUAUGCCUGUCCAGCUUUCCAAUCUAGCACGCUACAUAUGCAGUUUACAAUAAUAAUGGUGGCAGAUUAGCCACUCAAACUUCUUAGUAAUUUUUGAAACAAUGGUUCCUUAAGUUCAGACAGAGACUCAUUUCCAGCUGAAGACUGUCGAUUUUACCACCCGUAGUAACAACUGUUGCUAGCAGAUUUUAUCAUCUAUCGCUAGCUAACUAAUUAAUGUUAGCUAAGCAAGUUAUUUGAUAAUGCUGUCUCCAACCAACUCGUUUUAACAAAAACCUUGUAAAAGGGUCCUAAACAUGCACUUGAAGGCUACAUAACAGCUACAUGAUUUUAUGCUAAAAGGCUAAAGCUACAUGUCCUAAGUAAAAAGACGGCAUCUUCACCAGUUGAUGAAACAUGUUGAACCCAUGGAAACAGGAGCAGUAUUGUUCUUGUAUUGCGCUGUAGCUAGUUAGUUAUAGUAUUAUGGUACAAUAUGAUAAGAAAAACUGUGAAGAAAAAUACUGUAAUUAUAAGGAAAAUUAAAAAGCGUCAUAGUAUCCUGGACUGGCUCAAACGCUGUGGGGUAAUACUACACAAUGGAUGUGUCGGUCCGGAACGGGGCUUUUUCAAUAACCUCUAACUCCACAAAUUAAUGUAGUUAGUUAUUGAUAUACCCCAUAGUCUUCGAUGUAACACUGGGUUAGGUUACUACUGUAUGUCGUAAGCUAGUUAGCUGGACAUGCUAACAUCUGCAGCUCAGGUUAGAGCAGACAAACACACUAAUAAUGGACUGCACUCUUUGGUCUUGUAUUUUUGGAGAGGUGAUAAAAAAAACAUACCGCCCUUCAAACUCUUGAAUACCGUGUAUUGCUCUCACUACAGCUUCAUGCACACUGCUUUAGCAUGUGGAGAAAUCCAAAGCUUGACAGGCCUGCUGUGCCUAGUUACAGAUAAACUUACGUUAUGUUAGGCAAUUGCUGUUCAGGGGACGGUUUUGGUGAACGGCCAACUGGGAUGGCAGAAACAGACAUUUAUUUACACGAAAAUGUUGCGGAUUAUUACUUUACAGAGUUCAUUUCUGUGGAAACCUGCAGUGAGAGAAGCAUCUUCCGGCUAAGCCGCACACAUGAAUACACCUCAUGAUAUUUUGAAAGAGAGACUGAAAGAAAUGUUUAGACAAGAAAUGAUUUUUAAGCUAUGAGAGGGGGGGCAGUUAGUUGUUGAAGCCCCAGCUAUGGGACCAUGGAGAUGCUGACUGUUAAUAGAUUCUCUUUGUGUCCUACUACAGUAUAUCCUCAUGUUUAGGUGACCUGUGCCCCUUUCUCUCUCUAUUGAUGCAUUGUGUGCUCUUAAUGUCUUGUUUAACUUUACACAGGUGUUGUAUGUAUAAGUGUACAGUGGGCAAGUGUGCAUACUCUUCUGCCUUUGUUUACAACUCAUUGACACAAUGAUCUGUUGACGUGUUAAAGAGGGCUGUAUUUUCUUUGCUAAAAGUCCUGGACUAGCAGCAAUGCUUUAAGUUUUUAUUUGCCUAUCACUUUCAUUACACAAACACAACAUUGUGAAAGUGAGAUGGAAAAUAUCAGCAGGUGGACACAAUCAGCAACCACGCAUGUACACAUUCACACACAGGCAUGAUGUAAGACCUCCCCUAUACUAAUAUUUACAGGACUGUCAGUUAGUUUACCUCUUCAAAACCCAUUCAGAGAGACGUGCUGCAUUAAAGGCUCCAUUAAGGGCUUUAGAAAGUCACUCCGGAGGUCUACGGAAAACAUUUCAGCUAUAGAAGUGCCAUCAGUCUGUUUCUUUAGAUCUCUGACCCCAUCUAACACAAGAAAUGAAAUCCAAAUACAUACAAAUACGUGAAAUGCAAUUGUACUGCCUUUGCUCGAACACAAUGGGCGAUUUCUUCAUAUUUGACAAGGGGAAUGGUGGAAGCUUAAUGUCAUUUUCCCUCAUAGUUUCUGUCUAAACUCAUAUGCAGACAUCAUAUUCAGUUAUCUGCCACUCCUCAAACAUGCAUACUGUCAAACUAACUUUUUUUACCUUACUUAACCUCAUCUUCUUGUCGCCGGUGCUUCAGUAAUCAGUCUUUGGACUGCACGCACUCCAGCUAGCAGUCCCCGUCUGCAAGUCUCUCUCUAGUCAAUUCCCAAACAUACACAGCAAAUCUGUUUAGGAUGGACAUUUGAUCCAAUCUUCAGUUUGCAUCUGCUCCUGUGACGUCCUGUAUCUCCCAUCUGACCCCCCUUGGCAUCAGCAUCUGGCAUUAAUGAGGAAGUAAUGAGUCUCCUCUCCUCCUCAUUUGGUCAUUCAUCUACUGUAACUUCCCAUUGCCUCCGUUAGGACCGCGUCACUGAGACAAAAACAAUUAUGAUUGGACAGAUGGUCUUUAACCCACCACACCAUGUUGGCCAUUCACAACAAUGCUUUUUAAAAAUGUCUUUCAUACUCUUGUAGGAUAAUGAGUUUAGCACAGUUAGAUUCAAGAAUUAAUUUCACAAAUAAAAACAUCUAUACAAUGUUUUAAGUGACUUCCUGAAGGUGUUGAUUACACAUUAUGCCUUGCCUUAGACCAGUGGGCUCCAAAAUUUUCCGAUCAUGCUCCCCUUUGGAAGCCGGGAAAAAAUCCCCCCCUCACGUGUAAAUUGAUUAUAUUUGUAUCAACCAGGUAGAAUAUUGGAGGAACUAGUUUUUAAAAAACGUUAAGUUGAAUUUGAUGGAAGUAUCAUUAUCAAGAACGUGAACUGCAUGUUUCUCACUAGUUUCUGUUCUGCAAAUGAAAAAGUUAAACUUUGCCCAAACGGCCAGAGUUUCAUUCUACCUGGUUUCGUGCACAUUUUCAGUUUGUGCAUAAAAAAAAAACCUAAGUGAAAAAGCUGGGGGGAAGAAAGUCGAAAUAUCACAAAAAGUUUUUACACUUGGCUGAGAUGGAAAAGUUGGUGAAUCUUUAAAAGCAAAAUGCAACAAAAUGCAAUGAGUACAUCUUAUCUUGAUACGCCCAACUCCUAUAUAAUAUUCACAUAACAGUGGUGGAUGGAAAUGUCCUUAUAGUUUAAGCCACAUCUGUGUAUGGAAGCCAAGAACAACCAAGAACAAAUCCCAUUAUCGCAAGUCAAGUUAAUAUAACAAUUUUUUUGUUUGCGAUAACACGAUAAUUUAACUUGUGAUCUUGAGAUAACAGGAUUAAAACAAUAAUUGCAACCACAACCACUCUUGGCUUCAGUAUCUGAAAAAUACGGUCUUUUACAUUCAACUUGUGUAGAUGUUUACUAAGAGCUCCCAUUAAACAAGUUCCUUUUCAAGUUGAACUGGACAGUCGUAAGCCUACAGUAUGUCAUACAAGUCAGACAAGUGGAUAAAAAUACACAGAGGAGUCAAACAAACCUCAAGGUAAACUAUUUCCACUUUGGCUCAAAUAGCUCUGGAGGCAGUAAAGCUGUUGUCAGACAUAAAUGAUCCAUUUCAAAAUACACACUAGACCUAUUCUUUGCCUGACUUCUGACGUUAGCGUCCCUCUGAGGUCAGACCUCAAGCAGCUUGAGGUUCAGGAAUAUUUUUGUUAAGCAGAGUUCCCCUGACAUCUUGUAUAUUAAACACUGUGUGGUGUGAAAUCCAUCUGCAAACACACACACACAUACACACAAUGGAGAUGUACUGUUGCUCUCGCUAAGCUGCAGGUUUUGUGUUCCACUUCAUCUAUAUGCAGCAUGUUCGUCGUCACACUUUAAACACACAAGUACAAUACGAUACGAUACGCAUCCCAAUGACUCUCGCUCACUUUAUACAUAUCUUUUCUCUCUCUCUCUCACACACACACACACAUGGUCUUGCAUUAAAUUGGCCGAGUCGGGCAUGUCCUCGCAUGCCAAGUGUACUACAGCAGCACUUAAUCCAAUAUAUAUUUUCAAUCAUUUUAAACUGAAAAUUAGACAUUAAUUCAUUAUUUGACACAUUCAUUCUCUUUCAGCAAAUAAGGGCAUCACAGUACAUGUGGAACUAUGUGUUUUUGUUGUGAAAUGUUUCUGUCUAUCAGUUAAAAAGUUAGGACUUUAUAUUUUUCUAAAUAUAUCUAUGAGAAGGAUUCUAUGUAUUUGAAUACUGUAUAUGAAUAUGUCAUUGUAUACUGCGUUGUUGGUGGGAGCAAGUGCAGUGGCUUUGUAGUGUUUUGAGCAUGUUUGCACAGCCUACCACAGACUUGUACCUUCGCAGAUCUGGUGAAAACGAAUCAAUAUAUCAAUCAAUAAAAUAUACUUGUAAAUUUG
Siniperca chuatsi (mandarin fish) is the source of this 6014-nucleotide messenger RNA. RefSeq names its product cytoglobin 2 (gene cygb2). Gene Ontology annotation, molecular function: iron ion binding; heme binding; oxygen binding. The record is from RefSeq and is a predicted model, not a curated record. Gene Ontology annotation, biological process: oxygen transport. The coding region runs from base 664 to 1260 and encodes 198 amino acids. Lineage: Eukaryota; Metazoa; Chordata; Actinopteri; Centrarchiformes; Sinipercidae. The transcript has 5 exons.